AUGGCUGAAGAAGAGUUGUCAAAGAUGGCCACACGUGAUGGAAUUAUCGUCACGGAAACAAGACUUCAAAGAGGCGAAGCCACCUACGUGAUCAAUUCUCUAAUUAUUUUUAAAUGUUUUACCACACGAAGGAGAUCUGAAAUCAAUUGUUUUUCAUUUUACUUUCAAAAAUCAAUGCCUGAGAUACUGCCAGUGGGUAUCUAUACCAGACGUUAUGUUUGUUUCCCCCAUGCCAGACCAUGGUUGAUUCAUUCUUAUAAAAACACCAAGGGCAGAUCAACCAGGCUUUCUCAGAGUAAUAAUCAGGACUCAGACGCCAAUCCAUCUCAAGAUACUAUUGUACUUAUGGAACCAAAAGUAGAGGAAGAGGAGGAUGCUCCUGGUACUGUCACUAAACAUGGAGAGAAAGCUUCGUCUGGAAAUCCUACAUCUGCUCCAGAACAAACCCUUAACCCUGCAAAAACCAAAGAGCAAUCAAGUAUCAGCAUCCAAGAUUCCUCAAAAAAUUCUGAAGAUUCAUCUCAAGUUCUCCAACCCAAUUCAGAACAUGUUGCUACUGCUGAAGAACAAGCUUGUGAGUCAGCAGAACAUGUAGUUUCAGACCAAACAUCAUCAACAGAAGCUCUAGAAAAAGAUGAUGAUACAAGAUCAAAGUCCACUAAGAGACCAUUAGAUACCCCAGAACAACCAACAAGAUCUUCAAAAAGAAGAAGAACCAAUCGUAGAGAUGAUACUGAAGAAUCAACUGGUCCACCAGCUAUUAGUACAUAUGAGAAGGUACGGUUGAUCUGUCGACCUUGGAGGAAGCCUGAAGGUCAUUUAAAUCGUGGUGUUUUCAGCUCCAUGUUAGAAGGUGUAUUGUUGUUUAUUAUGGCCAGUCCAUCUUGUCCACGGAAAUCUGUAGAAGACAAAUUUGAUCCUUAUCUUAAACCAGUGGCAACACAAGAACUACUGGAGAUAUUAGAAGAUCUAGGUUGUGUUAUUAAAAUAAUUUGUCGGAAGAGAACACAGAAACCAUCAUUAUUUUCUAAACCAGAAGUUGGUUCUAUAGUCACAGAAGAAAAACGGAAUGAUGAAGUUUUGUAUGAAACAACGCAGGAUUGUUGUUUGAAAUUUGGACAGUUUUCAUUUUUCUUGUCUACCUUAAACUGAGUGGGAAACUGAAGCCACAAAUUUUAACAGAACCUGAAAUGUACCAGUAAAGAUGUGUUGUUGGCUCAUGUGAAUAAAAUGCUCAGUUGAAUCUAGUUUUCCAGAUACUGCCAAGCUUACAGAAUUAGACAUUAAACUCUUGAGUGUUUGUAGUCUUGUAAAUAUUGUAUAUAAAUAAUAAAUGUACAUUAAGAAGUGCUAAUUCUAUACAGAUUGAUCUGCAUAUACACAAGGGUCUAUAUAUACUCAAAAUGUUCAGUUUAUACACAAAAUGUUCAGUUUAUACACAAUUGUUCAGUAUAUACACAAUUGUUCAGCAUAUACACAAAAUGUUCAGUUAUACACAAAAUGUUCAGUUUAUACACAAAAUGUUCAGUUUAUACACAAAUUGUUCAGUAUAUACACAAAUUCUUCAGCAUAUAUACAAAAUGUUCAGUUAUACACAAAAUGUUCAGUUUAUAUACAAAUUGGUCAGUAUAUACACAAAUUGUUCAGUAUAAACACAAAUUGGUCAGCAUAUACACAAAUUCUUCAGCAUAUAUACAAAAUGUUCAGUUAUACACAAAAUGUUCAGUUUAUAUACAAAUUGGUCAGUAUAUACACAAAUUGGUCAGCAUAUAUACACAAAUUGUUUGGUAUAUAUAUUUAUAUAUUUAUAUAUAUAUAUAUAUAUCAGCUCUCAAUUAUUUUCGAUUGACUUGACUGUGCAACCUUCACAGUAGAUCAUGCUGUAUUGAAAUAUUGUAUUAAAAGCU
Lottia gigantea (owl limpet) is the source of this 1907-nucleotide messenger RNA. RefSeq lists its product as hypothetical. The record is from RefSeq and is a predicted model, not a curated record. Gene Ontology annotation, molecular function: DNA binding. NCBI's taxonomy places the organism in Eukaryota, Metazoa, Mollusca, Gastropoda, Lottiidae. The coding region runs from base 1 to 1152 and encodes 383 amino acids. Gene Ontology annotation, biological process: transcription initiation at RNA polymerase III promoter; 5S class rRNA transcription by RNA polymerase III. Gene Ontology annotation, cellular component: transcription factor TFIIIC complex. The transcript has 7 exons.